Miscanthus lutarioriparius is the source of this 1065-nucleotide messenger RNA. The record is from the annotation of a GenBank genome assembly. NCBI's taxonomy places the organism in Eukaryota, Viridiplantae, Streptophyta, Magnoliopsida, Poales, Poaceae.
AUGGCUGCUUCUCCGUCGUCUGUGACUGUGACUGUGCCUGCGGUGGUGCCGCGCAUGAAGCUGGGGUCGCAGGGGCUGGAGGUUUCGGCGCAGGGCCUCGGCUGCAUGGGCAUGUCCGCCAGCUACGGCCCGCCUAAGCCGGAGCCGGACAUGAUCGCGCUCCUGCACCAUGCAAUUGCCGCCGGCGUCACCUUCCUCGACACCUCCGACUUGUACGGCCCGCACACCAACGAGCUCCUCCUCGGCAAGGCGCUGCAGGGCGUGGCGAGGGAGAGGGUGGACCUGGCCACCAAGUUCGGCGUCUCGUUCGUCGACGGCAAGCGUCAAGUCCGCGGUGACCCGGCGUACGUGCGCGCGGCAUGCGAGGCCAGCCUCAGGCGGCUCGGCGUAGACUGCAUCGACCUCUACUACCAGCAUCGCAUCGACACCAGGGUGCCCAUCGAGGUCACGAUUGGUGAACUCAAGAAGUUAGUUGAAGAAGGGAAGAUAAAGUAUAUCGGGUUGUCUGAAGCAUGUGCAUCAACAAUCAGAAGAGCUCAUGCAGUCCAUCCUAUCACCGCAGUCCAGCUAGAGUGGUCAUUAUGGUCUAGAGAUGCCGAAGAAGAUAUCAUUCCUACUUGCAGGGAACUUGGAAUUGGAAUCGUGGCUUACUGUCCGCUAGGCAGUGGAUUCUUCUCCAGCGGGGAAAAACUGAUGGAUUCCCUACCAAAACAGGACAUACGCAGGAACCUGCCUAGAUUUCAACCAGAGAACCUUGACAAGAAUGUCAAGGUAUUUGAGUGUAUUAGUGAACUGGCAAAAAGAAAGGGUUGCACACCCUCACAACUUGCAUUGGCGUGGGUUCACCAUCAAGGACAAGAUGUUUGCCCUAUACCAGGAACAACAAAAAUUGAGAAUUUCAACCAGAAUUUGGGAGCACUAUCUGUGAAGCUCACACCUGAUGAGAAGGUUGAACUUGAGUCCUAUACUGCUACAGGUAAUGUCCAAGGUGAUCGACAUCAUCAAAUGAAUAACACUUGGAAGAAUUCUGAGACCCCUCUAUUGUCAUCAUGGAAAUAUGAGUAG